UCUCUCUCGCUAUAUAUGUUGUCUUGAUAGUUACAAUCUCACUUUAUCUUUAAUUUGUUUCUCAUUAUAGCUCUUCUGACCUCUGUUUUCUUAAAUACACUUUUUUAUUAAACCAUCUCUUUCUAGCCUUUUUAUUUAAAACAAAAUUUAUCUUAGAUUUUCUGUACAAUUCAAACUCAAAUCAAGAAACUAGACCCAGAUGGGUGCUUCAGGAAAAUGGGUAAAAUCUUUAAUUGGACUCAAGAAACCCGACAAAGAUGACCAGGAAAAAAGUGGGGGAAAGAACAAGAAAUGGAAGCUAUGGAGGAGCUCAUCUGGUGAUUUGGUAUCAUCAGCUUGGAAGGGGUUUAAAGGAAAUCAAUACCAUAGAUCUCUUACUUACUCGGAUGGUUCAGAUUCACCAUCGCUUAAUGGUAGUGAUCCUGCUUUCACCGCUGCUGUUGCUACUGUAAUUAGAGCUCCUCCUAAAGAUUUCAAGGUUGUGAGGAAAGAAUGGGCUGCUAUUCGGAUUCAAACCGCAUUUCGUGGAUUUCUGGCAAGGAGAGCUUUAAGGGCUUUAAAAGGAGUUGUAAGGAUUCAAGCUUUAGUACGUGGCAGACAAGUGAGAAAGCAAGCUGCUGUGACUCUAAGAUGCAUGCAGGCUCUUGUUCGUGUUCAAGCAAGAGUCAGAGCUCGUCGUGUGCGUAUGUCUUUGGAAGGGCAAGCUGUGCAGGACAUGUUAAAUGAACGUCGAAGCAAUGCUGAACUCCUGAGGGAAGCUGAGGAAGGGUGGUGUGAUAGCAGAGGAACACUACAAGAAGUCAAAGCAAAAAUACAAAUGAGGCAAGAGGGAGCUUUCAAGAGAGAAAGAGCCCUUGCCUAUUCUCUUGCUCAAAAGCAGUGGAAAGCCUUUCAAAAUGCUGACUCACGGACUAAUAUAUCAAUGGCAUCCCACAAAAAUGAGUUCAACAAAAAUAGUUGGGGCUGGAGCUGGUUAGAGCGUUGGAUGGCAGCAAAGCCAUGGGAAAAUCGAUUAAUGGAGAAAGUCCAAUCAGACUCCUCAGAAAUGACCCCACCACCUAAAGCCUAUGCGGACAACAUCAAAAGCGACCUUGCAAAAUCAUCUGAACAAUACUCGGUGAAAAUCAGGAGAAACAAUGUGACCACUAGGAUUUCAGCUAAACCUCCUCUGAUUGGACAAACUACUCGCUCAUCUUCAAGUCCAAGCUCUGAAUUUCGCUAUGACAAGAGCUCAGCUUCAUCUUCAUUCUGCACAUCAACAACUCCUCUUUCGGCAAACACAAACAUGGCAUCAGACAGAACAGAUGACAACAACAAUGUCAGUAAGCCAAGCUAUAUGAACCUGACUGAAGCAGCCAAGGCAAAGCAAAGAAAUACCUCUCAUAGAUCCAUGUCACGAGCCGAGGAUGAGUUUCAGUUUCUCAGGAAAUCAGCAGUAUUCAGCGAUGAAGAUUCAAAGGGCAGUGCUGGGCCUGAACCUUCUCUCGUCAACAUGUCCAGAUUACUAUGCAAACCUGCCUCUCGAGUGGACAGAAGUUCGACGAAACUUAAGGGAUAGAGCAAACUUUUUCCUUCAACUUAAGGUCAUCAUGUUUAUGUGUUUUCUGUAUGUUCAACAACUUGUUGUUCUAUGUAUGUGAGAUAACUAGUUCGUUAAAAAACUUUGUUUGUAGUAACUUGAUCAGCAUGAAUUGUAUGUUAUGAGUGUUAAGAAAUGUCGAAAAGAUUGUUCGUGUUCAGAA
Daucus carota subsp. sativus is the source of this 1742-nucleotide messenger RNA. Its product is annotated as protein IQ-DOMAIN 6. Gene Ontology annotation, molecular function: protein binding. Bases 200 to 1558 code for a protein of 452 amino acids. NCBI's taxonomy places the organism in Eukaryota, Viridiplantae, Streptophyta, Magnoliopsida, Apiales, Apiaceae. The transcript has 5 exons. The record is from RefSeq and is a predicted model, not a curated record.